Girardinichthys multiradiatus is the source of this 4993-nucleotide messenger RNA. RefSeq names its product poly (ADP-ribose) polymerase family, member 6a (gene parp6a). Gene Ontology annotation, biological process: endoplasmic reticulum unfolded protein response. The record is from RefSeq and is a predicted model, not a curated record. Gene Ontology annotation, molecular function: kinase binding; protein serine/threonine kinase activator activity; NAD+ poly-ADP-ribosyltransferase activity. Gene Ontology annotation, cellular component: endoplasmic reticulum tubular network; membrane; nuclear envelope. The coding region runs from base 483 to 2411 and encodes 642 amino acids. The transcript has 23 exons. NCBI's taxonomy places the organism in Eukaryota, Metazoa, Chordata, Actinopteri, Cyprinodontiformes, Goodeidae.
UCAGUGUUGUCAGGCAAAAUAUAAGAGAGCAGUAGGAGAAGAGAUCUGCAAUAGAUAAACACACAGACCCACACGCACGCACCAGCUGGCGCGCUUGCAGGCGCGCACAACACGCAUCUAGAAACAGACAGUCCAGAACUGCGAGUGCUCCGCUCUUGUUUCUCCGCUGCUCUAUUAAUUGUGCUUUUGUCAUCUGUCAUUUCAGUGGAAAACAACCACUGACAUAGGGAGAGACAGAGAGAGAGAGAGGCAGAGGCAGGUGUGCCCUUUAAUAGAAAAGAAGCUGAGGCAAGGACAGCUUUCAAGUCUCCAUCCUCUGUGGAGGCUGUGGCAUUCAGAGGAGCGUGAAAAAGAACGGACAGUCAGACAAAGCUCUGCGUUUUUCUCAGUUCUUGCUCCUUUCACCUGGAGAUAGGCUGCAAUGGUUGGCAGUAAUCAGAGGCCUAAACCUGUCUGAGAGAGCCCUAUGAACAGUCGAUCCAAUGGACAUCAAAGGCCAGUGUUGGACAGACGAGGAGUCAGAUGGGGAGAACGAAUCUGAACAGUUCCUUUACGGAAUCCAGUGCUGCUUGUUGCAGGGGAGCUGUGCUGCUGACCUGUACCGCCACCCUCAACUAGAUGCAGACAUUGAGGCUGUCAAAGACAUCUACACUGACAGUGCCAUCUCAGUCAGGGAGUAUGGAACCAUUGAUGAUGUGGACAUCGAUCUUCAUAUUAACAUCGGCUUCUUAGAUGAGGAGGUUGCAACAGCCUGGAAAGUUAUCAGAACAGAGCCCAUUAUUCUGAGACUGCGCUUUUCUCUUUCUCAGUAUCUCGAUGGACCCGAGCCGUCAGUAGAAGUGUUUCAGCCUUCAAAUAAAGAAGGCUUCAGUCUGGGCCUGCAACUCAAAAAGAUUUUGAGUACAUUCACCUCACAGCAGUGGAAGCACCUCAGCAAUGAGUUCCUCAAGGCCCAACAGGAAAAGAGGCAUAGCUGGUUCAAAGCUGGAGGAACCAUCAAGAAGUUCCGUGCUGGGCUCAGCAUUUUCUCCCCAAUUCCCAAGUCUCCAAGUUUUCCUCUGAUCCAAGACACGGUUCUAAAAGGGAAGUUGAGUGUCCCUGAGCUGAGAGUGACUCGCUUGAUGAACCGCUCCAUCUCCUGUACAAUGAAGAACCCUAAAGGGGAGCUCUUUAGCUAUCCACCAAACAGUCAGACCGUAGCUGUCCCGGCGGCCAGGGCCCCAGCGCAGAUUACCACGAGGCAGCUGAUUGAAUUGUUUUUUUCAUCCCAGGCGGGCGGCCACUGCAAGAACAUCCCUACGUUGGAGUAUGGCUUCUUAGUGCAGAUAAUGAAGUACUCAGAGCAGAGACUCCCCACACUUAAUGAGUACUGUGUGGUCUGUGACGAACAACAUGUCUUUCAGAAUGGGUCCAUGCUGAAGCCUGCUGUGUGCACCAGGGAGCUGUGUGUGUUCUCCUUCUACACUUUGGGUGUGAUGUCUGGAGCUGCAGAAGAAGUGGCCACGGGAGCAGAGGUUGUGGACCUACUUGUGGCUAUGUGUCGAGCUGCACUUGAGUCCCCCCGCAAGAGCAUCAUCUUUGAGCCCUACCCAUCAGUUGUUGAUCCAAAUGAUCCCAAAACUCUUGCAUUCAACCCAAAGAAGAAGAAUUAUGAAAGACUGCAGAAAGCACUGGACAGUGUCAUGUCCAUUCGUGAAAUGACCCAGGGUUCUUAUCUGGAGAUCAAGAAACAGAUGGACAAACUGGACCCUUUGGCCCAUCCUCUGUUGCAAUGGAUCAUUUCCAGUAAUAGAUCUCAUAUCGUCAAGCUGCCUCUCAGCAGGCAACUGAAAUUCAUGCACACCUCCCACCAGUUCCUGUUGCUCAGCAGUCCCCCAGCCAAGGAGGCCCGCUUUCGCACCGCCAAGAAGCUCUAUGGCAGCACCUUUGCCUUCCAUGGAUCCCAUAUAGAGAACUGGCACUCUGUUCUUAGAAAUGGACUGGUCAACGCCUCUUAUACUAAGCUGCAGCUGCACGGGGCAGCGUAUGGAAAGGGCAUCUAUCUGAGCCCCAUCUCCAGCAUUUCUUUUGGAUACUCAGGAAUGGGGAAAGGACAGCAUCGCAUGCCCACCAAAGACGAGCUGGUACAGCGUUACAACCGUAUGAACACCAUACCACAGAGCCGCCCAAUCCAAUCAAGGUUUCUGCAAAGUCGAAACUUGAACUGCAUUGCUCUUUGUGAAGUGAUCACAUCUAAAGAUCUGCAGAAACACGGCAACAUAUGGGUGUGUCCGGUCUCCGACCACGUCUGUACACGCUUUUUUUUUGUGUAUGAGGAUGGCCAAGUAGGAGAUGCCAACAUUAACACUCAGGAGCCUAAGGUGCAGAAGGAGAUCAUGCGUGUUAUUGGGACCCAGAUCUACUCAAGCUAAUGGAGGUUCAGCAGCCAAUCUAUCCCUGUCUCAGCUGGGGGCAAGCAGACAAACAGACAAUUGAAGCGAAUGUUUGAGUGAGCCGUCCUAAGGCCAGAAACUGAGGGAGGAAAAGCUCCCGAGUACAUCACAUUCUCCUGUGUUUCACCUUCUCUGGAUUGCUACGAAUUACAUAUUCAUCUGGCCCUCAGGUUGCACCUGGUUUAAGUCAGCUUUUCCCCAUUUCUUAGCAGUGAAAGCAUUUUUUAGAAUUAACAAAACUGCUGUCCACACUAAUGCACACAUUUUUCCUGGAGUGCCGAGGUUAUACUCUUGUUGCUGUGUUUACUUUCACUGAUUUCUUGGACUCGUUACUUCAGUUUUUUAUUCCUCUUUGUGAAUAUGUAGUAAAACAAAAAUUCAUUCCAAAUGAUUGACUUUUUUUAUGGCAAAUAUGGAAGGGGAUUACAGACACAAAAACGUUGGCAAGUCAUUAUCUGUCAUUAGUUUAUGCAAUACAUUUUGACUAAAGACAUGAACUAAGGUCACGAUGAGUGGAAGGACAUGCACCACUGUGGAGGGUUUUGUCCAUGUCCACUGAUACUUCCACACUACAGAAGGUAGUUGCUGAAAUUCAACCUAAUAUCAAUAUAUAACAAAUCUAGCUUUUUUGUUUAUUAAUAACUGUUGUAAUAGUUAGAGAAAACUGAAAAUUGGUUUUGGCCGGGACAAGCCAAUACAAAUUUCUAGUUUUCUUUUUUGACUGCUAUUUUAUUUAUUUAUUUUAUUUUAUCUUAAGGGAUACAACUCAUAAACAUAUGCAGGUUCUCUUAUUGCAAUUGUGUCUUUGAACCCAGCAGAAAAUAAACGAAUCCCAAAUAUGAAUAAUUGGGAUUCCUGAUUAUGAAUUUAUCUGAUUUUUAUUGAACACAAAACAAAAUGCAUCAAUGUACAUGACCUUUGGUGAUGUGUUUAUUGACUGAAAAAGGUGGGAGUUCUUUGUUGCAUUUAAUGAAAAUUCAGAAUUUCCAGUUUUCAACCUGCCGAUAUACAGUGAGAUCCAAUUAGAUAUGGGGCCUUUAUGGUUAGGAAAUGGGCAGAAAAAUGGACCCCAAAUGGGAAUGUAUGUGGGUUACAAAACUGCCUUAAAAAGUUUGAUAAAAUUGGGACCCAUAUGUGUACUGGACAUAUUACCCAAUCUAAAUGCAUUCUUUCAUAUCUAUUUGAGACUCACCUUAGACCUAUGAAGAAUGUGGGUUUUAUUUAGCUAUCCCAAUUAGGUCCUACCCAGGAAGCACUUUGCCAGCCUAAAAAAAAAAGGUUGCAGGGCCCGUGUACACAUAUUAAUUGGGAAGUAUGAAGGAGAAUUGCAUUCUCCAAAGAUACAUUUUGUGAUUAUUUCACACUAAACAUUUUAUAAAAUGAUGGCCUGGAAUGUAGAAUUUGUUGUAUUUAUCAGCUCCAGGUUUGUUUUUGAUUUUAUUGGGAUUCAGUGUCUAUAAGUGCUUAUAGAAGUAUUAAGAGAGUAAUAUAAUGGAUGAUGUGUCAGGACAAAACUGUAGCUGUCAGAAUCCAUAACAGUGACGCAAAUAUGUACAGUUGAAACCAGAUAUUUACGUACAUUGGAUAAAGAAAGACACGAUACCUUGGGCAUUCUCUUUCUGAUAGGCACCAGGCCCCUGCAACCCUAGAUGGAUGGAUGGAUGGAUGGAUGUAUUCUCUUUCUCAUUCUGACAUCUGGCAAAUAAAAUAAUGAAAAUCCUAACUGACCUAAAACAUUAAACCUUUAGUAUGAUUUAUUGCCAGAGACUUAGAAAAACAGGUUGUGUGCUUUUUUAUAGAGUGUAGGUAAACAUCUGGUUUCAACUAGUAAUGGGACUAGCAUGUGACUCAUUGGGGGAAAAAAAAGAGUUGAUUUAAUGUGUGAUCCAAUUACUGUGAUAACCUUUCAUGCAUCAUAAUCUUUUAAUUAGUCAUUCCAACUUGAAAUGUUUCUGUGUUGAUCUGUGUGUAUGAGCUACAUAUUCCACAGGAAAACUAAAAUCUAAAAAUUUUGAUUAUUUUCCCAAACAAUACUUCGGCAGCAUUUAGUCCAGGUGAGCUUUGUACUUUCUUGAUAUUAUAUUAGACAUUGCACUUAUUCAGCAUUUGCCUAAACUGAAGACAGCAACUGUCCUGGGACCUGCCGUAGACAGUCAAGGGACGACAAAAGGUGAUAGCGUAAAAAAAAAAAAAACAACUUAAAUAUCCAACAUCUUAACUAUGGUAUGUCUAUACAAAAAAUUGACUUUUAAAUAGUACUGGAACUCUAAACACUAACUGGACAUAAAGAUGCUGCAAUGAAAGCAAAUUGUAUAUAUGGACACAGGAGAACUUGGUAAAACUGAUGUACAUGAUGUAUAUUGCCAGACUCUGCUAACAGCUGAUAACUGUUUCUGCCAAGAUGUGUGAGCGCUGAAUCUCUUUAGGGGUCUAUUUUCUCACCGUCUGUCUCUGCCUUGUGAUGUUGCAGAGAUUAUGACGACGACAAUGAUGGUGAUUAUGGCGCUGAUGAAAGGCAGCAGUGCUGGAGAAAAAAGAAUAAAGCCUGAUUUUGCACAGUU